AUGGUAGGAGUGAUUUUUACCUCUGUACUGUCUAAUGAGUCUUUUUGUAUUCCAUUCUUGAACGGUGAUAAUUUUUCGGACUUGAAGGACAAAAUCCUUCUAACAUUAGGGUGCAUAGACCUCGAUCUAGCACUAAGUGUGGAUGAACCUUCUGAACCCACGGUCGAGAGUUCCGCUGUAGAAAAGAGUUCUUAUGAUAAGUGGGAGCGAUCUAAUUGCUUAAGCCUAAUGCUCAUAAAGUCACAUAUCAGCCAGAGCAUUAGGGGCUCAAUCUCACCAUCUGAUAAGGUCAAGAACUACACGAGGGCUAUUGAAGAGCAAUUUGUUAGUUCUGACAAAGCAUUGGGAAGCACCCUAAUGAACAAACUAUCAGGAAUGAAGCAUAACAAUUCUAGGAGUGUGCGUGAGCACAUUAUGGAAAUGAGGGACAUUGCAGCUCGUCUUAAGUCCUUAGAGAUUGAGAUUUCUGAGUCAUUCCUUGUCAAUUUCAUACUCAAUUCUCUUCAUGUGUAA
Camellia sinensis is the source of this 513-nucleotide messenger RNA. Lineage: Eukaryota; Viridiplantae; Streptophyta; Magnoliopsida; Ericales; Theaceae. The record is from RefSeq and is a predicted model, not a curated record.